Messenger RNA from Trichoderma atroviride IMI 206040, 1982 nucleotides. RefSeq lists its product as uncharacterized. Gene Ontology annotation, biological process: vesicle-mediated transport; intracellular protein transport. Gene Ontology annotation, molecular function: GTPase activity; GTP binding. Gene Ontology annotation, cellular component: plasma membrane; cytoplasm. Lineage: Eukaryota; Fungi; Ascomycota; Sordariomycetes; Hypocreales; Hypocreaceae. The record is from RefSeq and is a predicted model, not a curated record.
CGUCAUCACAGGAUAACGUGUCCUCAAGCCGCUGGAUAAGCACGCGAAUCGGCUUCUCGAGAUAAAAAGGGCUUCUCCGAGAUCCAUUUCUUUGGCCGCAAUUGCUGUCGCUGCACCCGCUUCUCUGCCUGCUGCCCCAAAUCGUCUGAUCCAACGCCACCGUUGCUCGCAUCUGCACAUUGCACCACCAGCCAGAGGGGAAAAAGAAAAGAAAAUUCAUUACUGCUCUCAUCAUCUGCUCGGCCUUGCCUGCUUACGCGUAGCAUCAAAUAGGACACUUUUCUUCUCCUUUACAUAUUCGACGUUUGUUUAGGCCGCGUCGCCGCCAGUCGCAGUCAUGGGUCUCGCCUUUUCUAAGAUUUUCGACAAGCUGUGGGGGAAGAAGGAGAUGAGAAUUCUCAUGGUCGGUCUCGAUGCCGCCGGUAAAACCACCAUUCUGUACAAGCUGAAGCUUGGUGAAAUCGUCACCACCAUCCCUACUAUUGGCUUCAACGUCGAGACUGUUGAGUACAAGAACAUCCAGUUCACCGUGUGGGAUGUCGGUGGCCAGGACAAGAUCCGUCCCCUGUGGAGACACUACUUCCAGAACACCCAGGGUAUCAUCUUCGUCGUCGACAGCAACGAUCGAGAUCGUAUCGUCGAGGCCCGAGAGGAACUUCAGCGCAUGCUGAACGAGGAUGAGCUGCGAGAUGCCAUCCUGCUGGUCUUUGCCAACAAGCAGGAUCUGCCCAACGCCAUGAACGCUGCCGAGAUUACUGACAAGCUCGGUCUUCACAGCUUGAGGCAACGAGCCUGGUACAUCCAGUCCACUUGUGCCACAUCCGGAGAUGGUCUGUACGAGGGUCUCGAAUGGCUCGCCACCACUCUCCGAAAGGCUGGUCACCAGUAAAAAACCCACUCAGGAACCUCUUCUGGUAGAGCCUCCCGCUCUCCAUCCCGCCUCCCUACCGCACACUCUCGCAAAGUUCUUGCCAAGCUCGAGACUUCGGUUGUAAUUUGCAAAGUUAUAUCGAUCAUACCAAUCAAAAUUAAUCCAUAAAUUGUGUCAACUCUUUGUUUCAAAGUGCCUCGCACUCUCACAUGCCACCAAUUGUGAGCCUGUUGAUAUACAUACCCUAACCAUGUCUUUGAAUUGGAGAGGGGAGGGGAUUUAGCUCUUUGGAAAAAGGAAGUUGUAUGGGCGUAUCCUCAAGGCUUCGUUAUGAAUUCGUUUUCAAAGGAAAAAAUAGAAGAAGAAAAAAGAUGACCCCCCAAAAAGGAACAAUUGAGGGCUGGGUUGAUCGUUGCUACUUGACAAAUUGCAGCCAUUUCUCGAGCGCUCAGGUGAUUUCGGAACGGAAACAGGAAAAAAACAAUGGGAGUUUUCUAACAAAAGAGAAAGAAGGAAAGCGGCAAAGAUUGACAAAUAUUUGACGGGAGAGGAAAGUUUUACUGGGGAGAUGCGAGAGCGAGGAGGGCUCCUUGUUUUUCUUUUUACGACUGGGUGCCUUUGGCUGAAAUGCUUUCAUGACGGUUGUGUUCUGUGUUUUUUCAUUGUCUCUCCAUGUCAUCUUGUCAUUUGCGCUAGAUUGGCGGAGUUGGGUUGUUCGUUGAAGGCCUCCCGGCUGGGAAUGAUCGUAGCGGAAUUGAACGGAUGGGUGCGAGGGAAGCAGGAUUAUCCGUGUUUUCUACGCUUUUUCUAUUAUAUCUUUACCACUUUUAUUUUACCCUUUUCUCCUUUUUAUUCUUAUUCUUGUUGUCUCCACCAAGUGUUGUUGUCUCUGCCAGAGUGUUGUGAAUGAACUGACGUGUGUGGCAUGACUAUUAUCUGUUUUCUUCGAUGAGUGUCUUUUUCGCUCUCUCUCUAGCAAUGGAAGAAGUUGAGAAGUUUCGAGAGAAUAAAUGUAUGCAGUGCAGAUAGAACAGAUUGAACCCGAUAGCUGGAAUAUAAUGGAUCAUGAACGAUCUUGUAGAUUUCCUUUUGCCAUCACUAGCCGGUACGC